AUGAAAGCUUUUGAAGGAGGAAAUACAUCAUCCAUUGCUGUAUUAUGCAGCAUGAGGAAGCCACAGGGUCGAAGGGCGCGGAACCAAUCUGUACUUCCAACCCUUUGUGUCAGUGAUGGAUCGAUAUCCAACCCUUAUCGGCACUCCAAAACUUUAAGAAUUGCGACCUGGGUAUACGCUGUUGUUAUCAUUACCUUUCUGAUCGCCAUAGUUUUCUUGCAUCAGCAGGUAGAAAGCUUGGAAGCGCCAGCUUUUGGCUUCCAUCGUGCCUUGACUGCAAAAGUAUUUGGCAAGACUGGCAAGAUUGAACGUAUUUUUGCCCCCUCGAACAUUGUAUUUCAGCGCAUUCCAGCUACAGGAGUGAGAGCUUUCUCUCUUCCAAAAGGAAUAUUGACAGACGAUCCACAUGUGGAGGACUAUGGCGACUUGACUAUUAAUUUGCUCGCCGAUGAUAAAGAAGGAAGACAGAUUUUUCGCGACAGGAAGCUUGAGGGAACGGAUUAUCGGCCGCCCGAUGCAGAUAGAGAUGAUGACCAGGAACUGUAUUACGACUUUGAUGAUGACAUAAAUCGAGGAAUUCAUGCAGAUUCUACGAAGCACUGCCGGCGGAUGUCAGAGCAUCGAUUCAAUUUCCAAAACUGCAACAGGUUCCAUGAGCAAAGCCUUUUAGAGCAGAACGUCAAGUUCCUUGCAAAUGGUGGGUGGCGUCAGGUGUUUGCUUUAGAUCACGACUUCGACAAUGACGUCCAGAAGAUUGCCCUCAAAGAUAUAAUAUACAGCAAAGACGAUACUUCAGAUACGGAGACUUAUGAAACUGUUCGGAUGGAUGCACUAGUAGCCGAACGACUAUCUGCGAAUCCACGAACCUAUGACAUAUACGGCUAUUGUGGCUAUGGGAUCCUAUCAGAGUACUUUUAUCACGGCGAUGUCGAAGAGGUAGCCUACGAAGACGAUGGAUGGGUGGAUGAAGACCUCAGUAAGACAGACGUAUUUGAAGUCCAUUCCAAACUGACUGGGAAGCAGAAACUAGUAUUAGCACUAGAAAUGGCAGAGGGAAUAGCCUUGUUGCAUGGAUUCAGUAACGGCGUUAUCGUACAUGACGACGUGCAAAUGUCUCAGUUUCUGUUGACCAAGGACAGAACCAUGCUCAAGAUCAACGAUUUUAAUCGAGCCGAGUUCAUGUUGUAUGAUGAUACUGAAGGGGAAUAUUGUAGAUAUACCAAUGGCGUUGGUCAUGGCAAUUGGCGGUCCCCUGAAGAGUACAAGGAUGAGCACAUAAACGAGAAGAUCGAUGUGUGGUCCCUAGGCAAUAACUUUUACAGCCUGCUAUCAGGGAUGUACGUCUUUCCAUGGAUGGAGGUGAAAGAAACAAAGAAAGCAAUCAAGGCUGGCAACAUAACCUAUAUUGACCCGCGGUUCUCAGAACGCAGCAAAGAAGAGGCGAGGCUCGUCGAGGUUAUCAAACAAUGCUUUAUCUAUGAUGCAGACGAACGACCCUCCAUAUUCAAAGUGGUGGAACUCUUGAAAGAUGCGGUAUCAGAAAGCUUGGGCGAUGAGUUGUCGAGAGAGGAAGUUCUAAAGAAUCUGCCAGUGUAG
Molecule: messenger RNA, 1596 nt
Organism: Cylindrotheca closterium
Lineage: Eukaryota; Bacillariophyta; Bacillariophyceae; Bacillariales; Bacillariaceae
Source: the annotation of a GenBank genome assembly